Molecule: messenger RNA, 5550 nt
Organism: Ictalurus furcatus (blue catfish)
Lineage: Eukaryota; Metazoa; Chordata; Actinopteri; Siluriformes; Ictaluridae
Gene: nrp1a
Product: neuropilin 1a
Exons: 17
Coding region: 222-2993 (923 amino acids)
Biological process (GO): angiogenesis; axon guidance; vascular endothelial growth factor signaling pathway
Cellular component (GO): membrane
Molecular function (GO): vascular endothelial growth factor receptor activity; semaphorin receptor activity
Source: RefSeq, a predicted model, not a curated record
UGUGCUGCUGCUCACUUCUUCUUCUUCUUCUUUUUUAAAGAAAAUUUUAAAAAAUUCUCUUUCCUCCCAUCAGAACGAAGCUCCAGCGAGUGGAUUUUACCACAGAGGAUUUUUCUUACUGUCAAUUUUUUUUCUAGUUGUUUUUGUAAGUUGUUGUUUGUUUGUUUUGUUUUUUUCUCAUUAUUAUUUCCAAAAAAAUUAAUACACACAAGGACGCGAGGAUGCAUGUUGGAUUAGCGCUGAUCCUCUUAACAGGAAUCUUUGUCAAAGCGAGAGCUAUCAAACCCGUUCCAGACCAAUGUGGGGGAAACAUCCGGAUCACCAGUGCCAACUACUUGACCUCCCCGGGCUACCCAGCCUCGUACCUGCCGUCGCAGAGGUGUGUGUGGGUGAUCUCGGCUCCAGCAUCGCACCAACGCAUCCUCAUCAACUUCAACCCGCACUUCGACCUGGAGGACCGUGAGUGCAAAUACGACUAUGUAGAAGUGAGGGAUGGCAUCGAUGAGAGCGGGCAGCUGGUGGGAAAGUACUGUGGGAAGAUCGCUCCUUCUCCUGUAGUGUCCUCCGGUAACCAACUCUUCAUCAAGUUUGUGUCAGACUACGAGACGCACGGCGCUGGCUUCUCCAUCCGCUACGAGAUUUUCAAAUCAGGUCCAGAAUGCUCGAGAAACUUCACCUCUAAGAGCGGGUUCAUCAAGUCACCUGGUUUCCCCGAGAAGUACCCCAAUAACCUGGACUGCACAUUUAUGAUCUUCGCCCCAAAGAUGUCGGAAAUUAUCCUGGAGUUUGAAAGCUUUGAGCUGGAGCCUGACACACAGCCAACCGCUGGGGUCUUCUGCCGAUAUGACCGCCUGGAGAUCUGGGACGGUUUCCCUGGAGUCGGCCCGCACAUCGGCCGGUACUGUGGGCAGAACACUCCGGGCCGAAUUAUCUCCUACACAGGAAUACUGGCCUUGACAAUCAACACGGACAGCGCUAUCGCAAAGGAGGGCUUCUCCGCUAACUUCACCGUGGUAGAGAGGACUGUGCCUGAGGACUUUGACUGCAUGGAGCCGUUGGGUAUAGAGUCCGGCGAGAUUCCCUCAGAGCAGAUUGAGGCCUCGUCGGAGUAUAAUCCCAGCUGGUCUGCACAGCGUUCCAGACUCAAUAACUUUGAAAACGGCUGGACGCCAAUGGAGGACUCCAACAAAGAGUGGAUUCAGGUUGAUCUGGGUUUCCUGCGCUUCGUCUCAGCCAUCGGGAUUCAAGGCGCCAUCUCUCAGGAGACCAACAAAAAGUAUUUUGUGAAGUCCUACAAGGUGGACGUGAGCUCCAACGGGGAAGACUGGAUCACACUGAAGGAAGGCUCCAAACAGAAGGUUUUCCUGGGCAACACCAACCCCACAGAUGUCGUGAAGACUUUGCUGCCCAAACCCACGCUGACACGCUACGUCCGCAUACGACCCUACUCGUGGGAGACGGGCAUUGCUCUGCGCUUCGAAGUAUAUGGCUGUAAGAUCUCAGAAUACCCAUGUUCAGGCAUGCUGGGAAUGGUCUCAGGCCUGAUCACCGAUGACCAGAUCACCGCUUCCUCACACACGGACCGCAGCUGGGUGCCGGAGAACGCUCGGCUACUGACCAGCCGCUCAGGAUGGACCCUACUGCCCCAACCUCAGUCAUACAUGGACGAAUGGCUCCAGGUGGACCUGGGUCAGGAGAAACUCGUGCGCGGUCUGAUCAUCCAGGGAGGGAAGCACCGCGAGAACAAGAUCUUUAUGAAGAAGUUCCGUCUGGCCUACAGCAAUAACGGCUCUGACUGGAAGAUGGUGAUGGAGGCCAACAGUAACAAGCCCAAGCUUUUCGAGGGGAAUAUGAACUACGAUACACCGGUAUUAAGGACAGUGGAGCCCAUCUUGACACGCUUUAUUCGAGUUUAUCCAGACAGAGCUACACCAACAGGCAUGGGGUUGAGACUAGAGCUGCUGGGCUGUGAGUUUAAAGCACCCACAGUGCCGCCCACCCUGCCUGUCCCCCCAACCACACCAUCCGACGAGUGUGAUGAUGAGCAAGCAAACUGUCACAGUGGAACAGGUGAUGACUACGAACAGACAGGUGGCACUACUGUUCCUGAGACCACUACAGAGAUGAGCCCCAUUCCAGCUUUCCUGUGGUUUGCGUGUGACUUUGGCUGGGCGAAUAACCCUUCGUUCUGUGGCUGGACGUCUGAGGAGGGCAGCUACAAGUGGCAGAUUCAGUCCAGUGGCACGCCCACAUUAAACACCGGCCCCAACAUGGACCACACAGGUGGUUCUGGAAACUUCAUUUACACCCUAGCGACUGGAGCGCAGAAGAAAGAAGUGGCGCAGCUCGUAAGUCCGGCUGUUUUGGGUCAGGACUCGGAUCUUUGCCUCUCCUUCUGGUACCACAUGUUUGGCUCACACAUCGGCACACUGCACAUCAAGCAGCGUCACGAGAGCGGCCGUGAAACAGCCGACGUGCUGCUCUGGACCGUCAGCGGACAUCAGGGCAACCGCUGGAGGGAGGCCCGUGUGCUGAUCCCACAUUCAAGCAAACCCUACCAGGUGGUGAUAGAGGGUGUAGUGGAGGGACAGAGCUUGGGAGACAUCGCUGUGGACGACAUUAAAAUCCUGGAAAUCAACAUGGCGGACUGCAAAGACCCAGAUGUCCCUACAGAACCCAUGCUACCUGAGGACUUUGGUAAAUUCCCUGUGGACAUCACCAACUUCCCGAAGACCGAGGAGAACAAAGAGAUCAGCGGAACAGGGAACAUGCUGAAUACUCUGGACCCCAUCCUGAUCACCAUCAUCGCCAUGAGCGCGCUGGGCGUCUUCCUGGGAGCAAUCUGCGGCGUGGUGCUCUACUGCGCCUGCUCGCACGGCUCCAUGACCGACAGGAACUUAUCCGCUCUGGAGAACUAUAACUUCGAGCUGGUGGAUGGCGUCAAGCUAAAGAAGGACAAGCUCAACUCACAGAACUCAUACUCAGAAGCAUGAGGCACCGACUAAUUAGGGGACACCUCUCCUCAGGGAGGCGGGCUUAAAAAAAUAAACAGACUGACGGCACUCUCCCAUUGGAAGAGGACAAGGCUCAGAGGUUCUCAGAACCAAUGGGAGGAGAACUGGGACUGAGCCGUGCUUUUCUCAGGAGCUGCAGUGAACAGAACCUACCAGUAGGGGACACUGUGUACAAAAACAUUGAAUCAGCGGUGAAGGAGAUGGAAAAAAACAAACAAAUUAAAAAGAAUAUGUACAGAUGAUUUAGAUGAUUAUUUUAAUUUUUUUAUUUUAUUAUUUUUUAUUAUUUUUUCGUUGCUCAUUUUUACAAUCGGAUGCUGGUGUUGAGACCAAUAUAUGAAAAUGUUAUACGUAUUUAUCUUUUUUUUUCUUUGUCUGGGAGGAAAAAAACAUUUCUUUUUAAAGUUUUUUUUUUUCUUUUUUUGCGUUUAAAGGAGAUGUGUAAAAAAAAAAAUCCAAAAUGAACCAUGUCUGAUAACCCAUAAUGGGACACGUAUCUGAGGGUGUGGUUCAGUCAGUGCCUUUGGUACAUCUUUCUUGGCCUCAUUUGUUGAUUUGUGAAUUUUCUUUCAUCCCUUUAGUUCUGGAACAAAGACAAACACACAAAAACAAGGAAGAAAAAAACAAAACAAAACAAAUAUGUUGGUCACAUGACCCUGCAAGCAUGACCCGGUUUAUUCAUGUUGAGAGCCCACAUAUUGUACAUACAGUAAGUUUUAAUAUAUUUUAUUGCCCUUUUCAAAGAAAAUGAGUAAAAAGAAGCUGCAGUAUCCCUUUUUUCUUUGGUGUUGUAAAUACAAUCGUCUGGCUGUUUCGUGAAGGUGAAAACGUGUGCUAUUUCCGUCCUGUUUGGUUACUUUAUCACAUUUCCCAGAAAUGCAGCUAAUAUGUUAUACGCUGGUGGUUCACACACACACAAACACAAAUACAAACACACACACACACACUGACACUCAUUCUCCGACAAGUUACACGCUCCACGGACCAUCAAUGAGGCUCCAUAAGUGCUUACACUUUGUGCUUACACUACACCUAUAUCUCACCGACAUUUACAGUUCACAUCUGUCCACAUGUCCAUAUGAUCGUCCUUAAGGCUGAAGGCUUGAGGGGCAAAACAAGUCAGGUGUAACCCCAUCUCUUUUUUUGUUUCUCUUCAUAGCUAUGUUCUGAAUGUUUGCCAUCAUGUCAGAAAAGAGCUAAUGAACAUCGUCGUCAUCGCCUCAACCAUUUCUCCUGCAUUUUAAAUCGUCCUCUCGCCUCGAAUGCACUUUGUCGUCAUCUGUCUCACGUACAGUAAGACUUGUGAAUGGGAUGUGUAUAAGAAUGGUGCUAUUGUCUUUGUGCUUGGCCAACCAUCGUAGCGCGUCAUCUGGACUGCACUCACAUGGGUGGCUGGUGUGACGAUAAUGCUGUCAUCACAUAAGCAUGACAUUUGCCAUGUGACUGAUUUGAUAUAGGAAUCAUCACUUUGGCUCUUGCGUCUGUACCAAAGGACUGUUGCUUCAAAUCAAACAGGGCCGAAUACACCAUACAGAAGGCGUGCAUCGGCUCGGCUUUGGAUAAGGCACUGGAUUUAAAAAGAGAACAGCAUAUGAAGGACUGACUCAAAACAUAAAACAUGAAAUGCUGGCUUGUCAUUCGACAUCACGCAACAAUAUAAAACCUAAGAACUUCAUAUCACAUGUAGUAUAACCCAGAGCACUCCACCUCACUCCCUUUCUCCCUCUCUCUCUCUCACACACACACACACACACACACACACACAUACACACACAUGUACACACCUAAACUGACUCAUAUUUUAAAGGUUUCUUGGUAUGUUUCUGUGCUGUGCUGUGUUCUGUGGCAAACACGUUCUCUAUUCAUUUAUCUCCAGUAGUUUGCAAUGCCAUGACCCCGUUUCUCAAUGCUACGUGUGUGUUAGCUGAAGCUAAAGGCAGACUAGCUUCAGUAAGGUUUAAUGAAGAAAGCAUACUGUAGCAUCAAGAAAAAAAAAAAAAACAAUGUUGCACUGAUAGAUAUAUUUAAAGAGGUUUAUGUGUUUAUAGCAUUCAUUUGUAAAAAAAAAAAAAAAAAAAUCUUCAUUUAAAAAAAAAGGACAGUGUUCAUUUUUUAUAGUUUCAGAAUAUGUAAAUAAUUCUGAAAUAUAUGGUUAUUGAGAUGUUUUCAUUAUUGAAAAAGGUAUACAAAUUUCCUAUAGUAAAGUUCCCAUUUACCUGAUUGAUUAUCUUUUGUUUUGUAUUGUCAUUCAAAUUUUGUGCUAAUUUGUUUUUCUUCGUUUUUUUUUUGUUGUUGUUGUUGUUUUUUACACAAGAAGAAGGGGAGAAACUUUUAUUUUCAAUACUGAUUCUGUAAUUGCUGUUGUAGGAAGAAGAACCUGAAUAAAACAGCAAGGCCUUAAAAAAAACUCUCAAUCAAUGUUUUGUAUUUCAAUAUUCUGCAUCAUGAAAAGAAAAUCGCCAAUGUCUACUGUCUCUCGUCAACUUAGCUCAACGUACAUUCCAAAGAUUCAGAUACAAUAAAGGUUUUCCUAAGA